UAUGAACGUUUUAAUUUCCGCCCGGCAUUGUCGAGAGAAGCUUCGUCAUUGCGCUUUGAUUCUAGAAGUUUUUCAAUCAAUUUGCAAAGUUUAGCAAAAUGUCCUUACCACGUGUUUACUUUGAUGUAGUAGCCGAUGGUGCUGUUUUAGGAAGAAUUGUUGUAGAGCUAAGGACAGAUGUUACUCCUAAGACAUGUGAAAACUUCCGCGCUCUUUGUACUGGCGAAAAGGGCUUCGGUUACAAGGGAUCCACUUUCCACCGAGUGAUCCCCAACUUCAUGUUGCAAGGUGGUGACUUUACAAACCACAAUGGCACUGGUGGAAAGUCCAUCUACGGUGAGAAGUUCGCCGACGAGAACUUCGUCCUGAAGCACACCGGCCCUGGCGUCCUCUCAAUGGCUAAUGCCGGCCCCAACACCAAUGGGUCUCAGUUCUUCAUUACUACUGUGAAGACAUCGUGGCUGGAUGGGCGACACGUUGUCUUUGGAAAUGUAGUUGAGGGCAUGGAUGUUGUCAAGCAAGUUGAGGCCCUCGGCUCUCAAUCUGGCAAACCCUCGAAGAAAGUUGUCAUUGCUGACUGUGGCCAGCUUUCCUAAGCUAAUUGAAUGUAAUAUUUAAAAAAAUGCAAUAUUUUAAGUUCUAACAUAAUGUCACUCAACUACCUUUCCAUUCAUGAAGAUUUUACGUUUAAAAAUGGGUCAUUCCAAUAAUGUUAUAAAUUUAUAACUAUUUUUUUUAGAACGCA
Molecule: messenger RNA, 745 nt
Organism: Papilio machaon (common yellow swallowtail)
Lineage: Eukaryota; Metazoa; Arthropoda; Insecta; Lepidoptera; Papilionidae
Gene: Cypa
Product: peptidyl-prolyl cis-trans isomerase
Exons: 2
Coding region: 99-596 (165 amino acids)
Biological process (GO): protein peptidyl-prolyl isomerization; protein folding
Molecular function (GO): peptidyl-prolyl cis-trans isomerase activity
Source: RefSeq, a predicted model, not a curated record